UCGCCCCGAACAGUUUGUUUUGAUUUUGCUAUUUACGAAAUCAGGAGCAUGGCGACGGAGGUGUCCCAACUUUUGCUGGCUGUGGUCCAGGGCAUUCCAGCCGGCGCCACCAACGACGACCUGACCAAGGCGCUGCCCGAUGUCCCAGCGGCCACGCGGGUGGAGGCAUUGAAUAUACUGCUACAGCAGGGCGGCAUUGAGAUCCUGAAGAAGGGCGAGAAGCUGGUGUACCGCGCCAAGGAUCCGGAGAAGAAGAGCGCCCUGCCCAAGGAUGCGGACAACGAGGAGAAGGUGGUCUACGGCAUCGUGGAGGAGGGCGGCAACAAGGGCAUCUGGAUACGGGACAUACGCAUGAAGUCCAACCUGAACAUGAUACAGCUCAACAAGAUUCUCAAGAACCUGGAGACUAAGAAGCUCAUCAAGGCGGUCAAGUCGGUGAACGCCAGCAAAAAGAAGGUGUAUAUGCUGUACAACCUGGAGCCGGAUCUCUCCAUUACGGGCGGUGCUUGGUAUCAGGAUCAGGACUUUGAGGUGGAAUUCGUCGAUGUGCUCAACCAGCAGUGCCUGCGCUUCCUGCAAAUGAAGCGCGACAGUGCGGAGAAGAAGCGCGAGGGGCCUUUGGCCUUCAAGCAGAUGUCCUGCUGCACGGUCAACGAGGUUCAGAAGUUCAUCUCGGAUCUGGGCAUCAGCAAGGUCAAUCUGGCGGAGGCCGAUCUGGAGACCAUCCUCAAAACGGUGGUGUACGACGGCAAUGCGGAGCGAGUGCGUCAGCAGGACGGAACCCACGUCUACCGGGCGGUCAACUCGCCACUUCCGCCCACGGGACUGGUGCAAAUGCCCUGCGGCAUUUGUCCGGUGAUCAAAAACUGCUCCAAUUGCGGCGAUGUAACUGCCAUAACCUGUGAAUAUAUGCGAGAUUGGUUGGAUUGAAUAGUUAACUG
Molecule: messenger RNA, 941 nt
Organism: Drosophila takahashii
Lineage: Eukaryota; Metazoa; Arthropoda; Insecta; Diptera; Drosophilidae
Gene: Polr3F
Product: RNA polymerase III subunit F
Biological process (GO): transcription by RNA polymerase III
Cellular component (GO): RNA polymerase III complex
Source: RefSeq, a predicted model, not a curated record